Molecule: messenger RNA, 2784 nt
Organism: Exophiala dermatitidis NIH/UT8656
Lineage: Eukaryota; Fungi; Ascomycota; Eurotiomycetes; Chaetothyriales; Herpotrichiellaceae
Product: 2,4-dichlorophenol 6-monooxygenase
Exons: 3
Coding region: 716-2551 (611 amino acids)
Molecular function (GO): FAD binding
Source: RefSeq, a predicted model, not a curated record
CGACUCCAGUGUUAAUGUAUAUUGUAAACUUGAAGCAUACUGGCAGGCAAAUCACGUCGCUAUUCUCUCUCCUCAAGGCUGUUGGUAGAGACACAUCCCCUCUACGGCGUGAAACUUGAAGUCAGUCUGUCGGCUUACGCGAAUCUUUGAAAGCAAUCCAAUCCUGAAUCCGCUCGACCUUCAACCCCACCGCACAGCUGUUCCGCAAACCAAACCAAACCACCUCCGGCGCCGGCAAAUGGCUUUGGCCACCUACUUCCCCACCGUCGCGACGCUGACCCGGAUCUCGUCCUCAGGCUCUAUUGUACCACCGGGACCCGGCUGUGGGCACAAACUUCGUGUCCUGCUUGAGCAUCCGCGUCUCGACUCCGAAGCAAUUGCUGGACCCUCGAUAUCUGCGCCCAAAACCUUGAAUUUCCAGAUUCAUGAUUGGGUGGAUUGAGUUUGUCAAGGCUUUGUCAGUACACUUGCGAUGGGGAAUACCCAUCUGGGGAAGUUAGGGGGUUUUCCCGGUGUGCAAUAUACCUAGGUACAAUAUAUAUCGAACAACGCUAGGACGAUUGAUGUACAUACUGUUUAUACUGUUAGGUCUUCGCUGUUCGUACGUGGUCUUUCUUGGAUUUGGGUCAUAUUUGAUGCCCAGCUCGCCAACGCCAGUGCUGUCUUCCGUCCCCUUGGUCUGGUCUUUUGGGAGUGAUUCUCAUUCCCAGAUCCUAUGUCGGACACUCAAACUCUCGGUGUCGCCACCAAUGGCGUGCCCGAGGUAUCUUCCAAGGUGAUAGAGACACCACUGCUCAUAGUCGGGGCAGGACCAGCAGGUGCAUCAUUGGCGUGCUUUUUGUCUCAUCCGCCCUAUUCAAUGACAGGCAUCCUGAUCUCAGCGGCAAGCACCACGUCACAGACACCGCGGGCACACAUCACCAAUGCAGCGGCAUUCGAGUGUCUGCGGGACAUUGGGCUGGAACAAACAUGUCUCGAGCAAGCCACAGAAGGCGACUGCAUGGUCCACACGCGAUGGUGUCACGACAUGACUGGGGAGGAAUACGCGCGGAUCUACUCAUGGGGCAACGACCCGAAACGACGAGCAGAAUACGAGGGCGCCAGCCCUUGCCACCACGUCGAUCUCCCGCAGACGGUGUUUGAGCCGAUUCUGGUUCAAAGAGCGGCCGCUCAGGGCUGGGACGUGAGAUUCCGCACCAGCAUUGUCGAUUUCAAAAAGGAGACCGACGGCAAGAUUCUCAGCCGCGUCCGAGAUGGCUUAACUCAGACAGAGUACCUCAUUCGCUCAAACUAUCUGUUUGGCUGUGACGGCGCCAGAAGCUUGAUUCUGAAACAAUUGAACAUACCUUUGCAGAAAAAGCCCGGCCAGGGGUUGGCCUUGAAUGUGCUUGUCAAAGUCGAUUUGAGCGACUAUGUCGAGGCCCGAAAAGGCAAUUUGCACUGGGUCUUCCAGCCCGAAAGGGAAUAUCCCGAUUUCGCAUGGAGUGGUUUGAUUAGGAUGGUCAAGCCGUGGCAUGAAUGGAUGUUCAUCCUGUUUCCCAAACCGGGCGCCGAGUGGAAGGAACCUACACACGAACAAUGGGCGCAAAGAUGCAAAGAAAUUGUCGGUCGAGAUGACCUUCCACUGGAGAUUUUGGACAUAUCAAAGUGGUACAUCAAUGAAAUCAUCGCAGAGUAUUACUCCGACGGUAACAUCUUUUGUCUCGGCGACGCGGUGCACAGACAUCCUCCAUUCAACGGGCUUGGAUCCAAUACUUGUGUUCAGGAUGCGUUCAACCUGGCGUGGAAAAUCAAAUACGUUUCUCAGGGACUCGCUGCACCGUCCCUGCUUGAGACAUUUAGUAAGGAACGUCAACCUGUCGGGCACAGCGUCAUCACUCGAGCAAACCAAGGGAUCCGCGACCACGUGCCAGUUUGGCAAGCCAUGGGAUUGAUGGAAGAGACGGUCGAACAGAGAAUGGAGAUUUUCAACAGUCUAAAAUCAGCCACGCCGGAAGCGAGAGAGCGAAGAAGGAGGGUCAACGCUGCAAUCGAAGCUACCAGCCAUGAGUUCCAUGGUCUCGGGGUGGAAAUGAACCAGAGGUACGAGUCGAAUGCGAUCUACGUCGAGGACGAGAUCAAGGCCGGCCGCACCAAGCCGGAAUGGCCCGAGGACCCCAUUUUGCAUCAUAGAGUCAGCACUUACCCUGGUCACCGGCUACCACAUGCCUGGCUAAAUAAGACGAUGCCUGUGAAAAACCAUACAUCGACCAUUGAUCUUGCUGGGCAUGGCAGGUUCUGUCUUAUCAUGGGCAUCGGUGGUGAAAGAUGGAGAGAUGCUGCACAAAAAGUCGGCCAGGAGCUCGGUGUGGAGAUCAAAGCUGAAAGUAUAGGCUGGGGCCAGCAAUGGGUGGAUGUGUAUCGGGAUUGGGAGCGGAGAAGAGAAGUUGAGGAAGAUGGCUGUGUUCUUGUACGACCUGACAGGUUCGUUGGAUGGCGCUCCAUGGCGCUCAGUGAUAACUGCGAAGAGAAAUUGAGGACUGUGAUGAAGAGCAUUCUUGGGAAACCUUGAUUUGUGGUCAUGGAGUUGCAGUGAUCGAGCAUCUGUAUGAGGUGGUGCGGCGGAGCCUUCCAGCUAACAAGGCGACCUUGAUCCGUGCUUCAAAUUGCUAAACCUUUAAGACUUUGCACUGGAAAUUCAGCUUGAAAGUGAUCAUGAGCUGAGCAAUAGAUACGCAAAAAUCAUUUUUGAUGCCAGUGCCUACAUGUUGAGCCAGAUAUAACACCAAUAAUUAAUUCCCUUCC